This is a messenger RNA of Rubroshorea leprosula, 1934 nucleotides long. The record is from the annotation of a GenBank genome assembly. Lineage: Eukaryota; Viridiplantae; Streptophyta; Magnoliopsida; Malvales; Dipterocarpaceae.
AGCUAUAAAGAUCGGUAGUCAAGCUUUAAGCAUUCAGCCUUCAGCCUUCAGCCUUCAGCUAUACGGACUAUAUUUACUUGGUUACCCCUUAAGAUGACAAACUUACGGCCACGGACUGCCGCCUCCAAGAGCAACAAAAGGCUCUUCUUGGUCCUUUUCGACCGUCUCCUCCUACUGACUGUCUUCGUUUCCACAAUCACCGCCGAAGCAACAGCCUCCAAUAGGAAAUCUGGGAGCAGAACUGCCACUGUUGCAUACCAUGCCAUCAUCAAAUCCUCAUGCGGCUCCACAUUGUACCCGGAAUUGUGCCUCUCAACACUCUACGCCGCCCCAGACGCUGCAUCCAAGGUCCAGACCCCAGAGGACGUGAUUGAAAUCGCGCUUAACAUGACCAUCGCCACCGUUCAGCACAACUACCUUGCAAUCAAGAAACUAAACAGCAACGCUGUGGGCCUGACUGAACGCGAGAGGACUGCCCUCAAAGACUGCCUCGAACUGGUGGACGAAACGCUGGAUGAGCUGAACAAGUGUGACGGGGAAGUCCAUGAGUCCGUACAGAAACACGCCGAAGACCUCAAGAGCCUCCUCAGCGCCGCCAUGACCAACCAAGAAACCUGCCUCGACGGAUUCUCUCACGAGAAGGCGGACAAGAAGGUGCGCAAAGCUUUGAUCGAAGGGCAGCUGAAGGUGUUCAAUAUGUCAAGCAAUGUACUGGCCAUGAUCAAGAACUUCACCGACACAAAGUCUCAGGCCACUUCAAGAAAAAAGCUUGAAGAGCAAAUUGGAAUGAAAUGGCCGGAAUGGUUGUCGGCGGGGGACAGGAGGCUGCUUCAGGCGCCAGCGGUGGUUCCUGACGUUACUGUGGCGGCUGAUGGGAGUGGUAACUUUCGUACGGUGGCGGAAGCGGUGGCUGCAGCGCCUGAGGGGAGCACUAGGAGGUAUGUUAUAAAGAUUAAAGCUGGUGUAUAUAAGGAAAAUGUGGAGGUCCCAAAGAAGAAGACAAGCCUCAUGUUCGUCGGAGAUGGAAGGACCAAUACCAUCAUCACCGGAAGCAGGAACGUCGUUGACGGCAGCACGACUUUCCACUCUGCAACAGUAGCCGUUGUAGGGGACAGGUUCUUAGCAAGGGACAUAACGUUUCAGAACACGGCUGGACCGUCAAAACACCAGGCAGUAGCCCUUCGGGUGGGAUCGGACCUCUCCGCCUUCUUCCGCUGCGACAUGCUCGCCUACCAGGACACCCUUUACGUCCACUCCCUCCGCCAAUUCUACAUCCAGUGCUUCAUAGCCGGUACCGUCGACUUCAUCUUCGGAAACGCCGCCGCAGUAUUCCAAAACUGUGACAUCCACGCCCGCCGCCCCAACUCGGGCCAGAAAAACAUGGUCACCGCACAAGGCCGCGAAGACCCGAACCAGAAUACCGGAAUCGUGAUCCAGAAAUGCCGCAUUGAGGCAACCUCAGAAUUAGAAGCCGUAAAAGGCAGUGUGGAGACGUACCUGGGGCGACCGUGGAAGCAGUAUUCGAGAACGAUCAUUAUGCAGUCUAGUAUUAGUGAUGUAAUUCACGGGAAGGGGUGGUUCGAGUGGAGCGGCAACUUUGGGCUUCAGACUCUGUUCUAUGCAGAGUAUCAGAACAGCGGACCCGGCUCCGGUGUCUUGAGCAGGGUGAAUUGGGGAGGGUUUAAGGUGAUUAGCAGUGCGACGGAGGCGCAGGCGUUCACCGCCGGGAGUUUUAUUUCGGGAGCGAGUUGGCUUGGGUCUACUGGCUUCCCUUUUUCUCUUGGACUCUGAGUAAGAUUUGCCCUCGUGAAAGGAAUGCUGCUAAGGUUAAUUAAUGAAUAAUGGAGCUAGUCUGCGCACUAUGUGUAGGAUGGCUGUUGUGUUAAAAUUUUUAAACUUAAAUCUUUUUUUUUGAAUGAAAUAUCUCGUCGUUA